This is a messenger RNA of Miscanthus lutarioriparius, 804 nucleotides long. The record is from the annotation of a GenBank genome assembly. Lineage: Eukaryota; Viridiplantae; Streptophyta; Magnoliopsida; Poales; Poaceae.
AUGCUGUCGCGCUUUCUGUCUGUUACUGCUCGCCGCACGCGCCACCAGGCUUGCAGACUGCACGCCGGCGCGGGCGCCGUCGUCGCUCCUCCGCCUCAGGCGCUGGUCCAGAGCGGGAUCCGGCCGGAGUCGCUGCCGCGGCACGUAGCGGUGGUGACCGACGGGAACAGGCGAUGGGCGAAGGCGCGGGGGAUGCUGACGGCGGAGGGCCACGAGGCUGGCCGUCGUGCGCUGGAGCACACGAUAUGGCGCUCCCACGCCUGGGGCAUCCGCGCGCUCACGAUGGAGGUCGAUUACUUGAUGGGAAUGAUCGAGCGAACGAUCCGCGAUAACAUCGACGAGUACGCGAGCAACGGGAUUCGGAUGCAUGUCAUCGGAGACCCCUCAAGACGUCCGUCUUCUCUGCAGAACGCUGCUCGGGAAGCGGAGGAGAUGACGAGGAACAACUCGCAGUUCCACCUGAUGCUGGCGACCUGCUACAGCGGGCGAUGGGACAUCGUGCAGGCGUGCAGAGCGCUCGCCGGGGAAGUGCAGGGCAAGACACUCAGGCCGGAGGACAUCGACGAGGCGAUGCUUGCGAGCAAGCUCGCCACAAGCGUCGCCGGAGUCGAGUUCUGGUGCCCCGACCUGGUCAUCAGAACCAGCGGCGAGGUGAGGCUCAGCAACUUCUUGAUGUGGCAGUCCGCCUACUCUGAGCUCUACUUCACCGACGUGAUGUGGCCUGAUUUUGGGGAGACCGAGUACCUGCAGGCGCUGAGCUCAUUCCAGAGCAGAGAACGGCGGUUUGGUCAGAGAAAUGCUUAA